AAGCUCUGUGGUCUCGCCGUACAACCGCCUCUUUUUCCGGUGUCCGGCCGGCCGGAAGGGCUACGAGGUAAUUAUUCUGGACAGGGGGCCUGGUUCCAUAAAAGAAAUUCGAAGGGACUGCGAAAAAUGGCGGGACUCUCCAAAACCACGGGUCGCGCCUUAUUUUCCUCUCCCUCUCGCCACAUAUAAAGCCUGGCCUAUCGUUCCUCCCCACCCCCCGUCCCCGCUGUUUUCAUCUUUUCGAAAGUCAAAACCCUAGAGAGAUAGAAAGGGGUGGGCAAGGAGCUGGGUUCUUCUGCGACAUGUCGAAGUUCGAUCCGGUGCUUUCCAAGGAGUUUCUCAAUCCUUGCCUGCUGCAUCUGGAGAAGCUGGCAAUGGAGCUCAAGUGCCCUAUCUGUUUAAACCUUCUCAAUCAGCCUGUUUUACUCUCUUGCGAUCACAUACUCUGCAGUUGUUGUUAUCUGAAGUCAACGAAAGUUGAUUGCCCCGUUUGUAAAUCAUCGUGUUCCGACAAAGAGUUACGGUCAGUACCACACAUGGAUCGGUUAGUUCUUAUAUAUAGAGGCUUAAAAGCUGCUUUUGAAGCUGCCCUACUGCACUGUAACUCAGAACCCCCUUUUUCAGAGAUUGGUGAGAAGCCCAUUGAAUUCAACGAUAGAGUACUUAAGAAGGAAAGAACGUCUAACACUGUGGUUGGCUUUGGAAUAAUGAACAAUGGGCUGCAAGAAAGUUUUAGUAAAUUAAGUCAUGGACCUGCAGAUGAUUACACAAAAGAAGCAAAGGUUAUGGCAGACAUUCAUAUUGUCCCUUCUGGUGCUGUGACUCCAUCAAGCACUUGCAAGAGGCCAGGAGUUCAUGGUAAAGUAACAAGUGGACUUACAGUUGGAGCUUUCACUGAUCUAAACAUGAAUCAAGAACCUGAUGCUGCUGAUGUGCAAACGGAAUUGCACAGUCGUAGGGAGAAAGCUUCUGUAAGCAGAAAUGCUCCUGAGGUGUCAGUCUCUAACCAUGUGAUGUGUGCUUUCUGUCAAUCUUCCAGGGAAACAGAGGGUUCUGGUCCAAUGUUGCACUAUAUUAAUGGCAGACCUGUAUCUGCAUGGGGAAGGAAUGGAUCCCGUGUCGUGCAUGUUCACAGGAAAUGUGCUGAAUGGGCGCCUCAGAUAUACUUUGUGGAUGACACUAUCAAGAACUUGGAAUCUGAACUUGCACGAAGUGCAAAACUCAAAUGCAACAGAUGUGGCAAGAAAGGAGCAGCUCUUGGAUGCUUAGCAAAGAGCUGUAGGCGCAGUUUUCAUGUCCCAUGUGCCGUGGAGGUGCCUGAUUGCCGGUGGGAUUGCGAAAAUUUUCAAAUGUACUGCCCUUCUCAUUCAUCGCUAAAUUUUCCUGGUGAAAAGACCAAGGCUGGAAAGAGAAGCAGAUCAUCAGUUGAAUCACCAGGAAAUGGCUAUCUCACACCAAACCAGAAUGGAAGGAAGUGGACAGCUUCAUCUGACACAACAAAGAGAUGGGUUCUCUGUGGGUCUGCAUUGACUGUAUUGGAGAAGGAUUGUGUAGGAGAGUUUGCGAAGCUUACUGGUGCAGUGAUCUCUAAAACAUGGGACCAUAAUGUCACACAUGUUAUAGCAUCUAUUGACGAGAAUGGUUGCUGUAAGAGAACUUCAAAGGUGCUCAUGGCUAUCUUGGCUGGGAGUUGGGUGGUGAACAUCAAUUGGAUCAAGGCAUGCAUGGAAGCCACCUGUCCAGUCAAUGAAGAACCUUAUGAAAUAGAUCGGGACAUUCAUGGGUGUAUGAGAGGUCCAAAAAUUGGAAGGCAGAGAGCGAUGGCUAAGGAACCACCGCUUUUCAGUGGGCUGCUUUUCUAUUUUAUUGGUGAUUAUGAGGCUUCAUACAAAGGGUCCCUGCAAGAUCUAGUGUUGGCUGGUGGAGGUAGACUCCUACAAAAUGAUUCCUGUUCACGCUCCAGUGAUGACGAGUCAAAGUCUAGGGAUUCAACCAUUAUAGUAUACAGCCAGGUUUAUCCUGAAGGGGUCAUGGAAGUUGAUUCAGUAAUCGAACAAAGGCUCAAAGAGGCAGUGUCAUUAGCUGCAGAGACAGGCGGAAAAGUGGUGAGUCACACGUGGUUGUUAGAUUCCAUAGCUGCAUGCCAACUUCAGCCGACGAUCUGACACAACGUUCUGUGCUGGGUAUUUCAUGCAUUUAUGUAUUUUAUUCUUUAUCGUCUUCUUCCGAGAACUAAGCAAGACUUGUACCAUCUAACACCUAGGUAAGCUUCGGUAUCUCAUUCUUGUAAUUGUGUAUUACCUUCUUCAAGGAAUUACAAUUUGUCUAAGCACGUUCUGUCAAAAACGAUUCGGAUUAACCGUGAAAGGGAAAAUGAAAGGACUUUAUUAAA
Messenger RNA from Nymphaea colorata (pocket water lily), 2392 nucleotides. Its product is annotated as protein BREAST CANCER SUSCEPTIBILITY 1 homolog. The transcript has 12 exons. The coding region runs from base 303 to 2165 and encodes 620 amino acids. Gene Ontology annotation, biological process: double-strand break repair via homologous recombination; positive regulation of transcription by RNA polymerase II; negative regulation of fatty acid biosynthetic process. Gene Ontology annotation, molecular function: metal ion binding; ubiquitin-protein transferase activity. The record is from RefSeq and is a predicted model, not a curated record. Lineage: Eukaryota; Viridiplantae; Streptophyta; Magnoliopsida; Nymphaeales; Nymphaeaceae. Gene Ontology annotation, cellular component: BRCA1-A complex; plasma membrane; BRCA1-BARD1 complex.